AUGGUCAGGGUCACAUACCUUUCCCUUAUCUUGGCAUUAGCCCUGCUAACACCAGACUCAGACGCUUAUUUCUUCAGAAAAAAACCAUCAUGCGUCUUUACUAGUACUCAAACAGAAACCUCAACCGAAACACUAACCCUUCACGAAGGGAAGUACCAUGAAUCCGAUUUAAAGGACCUAAUUCUUUGUCGCGAUCAUGCUGACAAUUUUGACUUUAAGUGGGACUCUGACAAAGAUGACGAAAGAAGGUGGUGUGUCGGAAAAAGUCGAUUUAGAACUACUACGGUCACUUGCACUCCUACUGUGCACGUCCACGGGUAUCGUUUCGAAAAGAGAUUUGAUAAUCCCCCAUGCACAAAGAGUCCAGCUGUGAAUUAUGAUAAUACGAGCCCAACCUACGUCGAUCACAACACUGUAACUUCGACCAAAUGCAAAAAGAAGCAUCAUCAUCAUAAUGUUGACUAUGAAAAUAAUGAUACAACCCCAACUGAUGUCGAUUAUGACAAUACUGUAACUUCGACCAAGUGCAAAAAGAAGCAUCAUCAUCAUAAUGUUGACUACGACAACACCGUGACCACCUCAUCGACUCCGUGCACCACGACUACAACUCCAGCCGACGUUGAUUACGACAACACUGUAACUUCAACCAAGUGCAAAAAGAAACAUCAUCAUCACAACGUUGAAUAUGACAACACCGUGACUCCCUCGUCGACUCCCUGCACUACGACUCCAAUUAAUGUCGAUGACGAUGUAAGCUCAACAACUUCAACUUCGUGCACUAAGAAGGCUCCUACUCCCGAGUCUGAUUACACGAGCCCCGU
This is a messenger RNA of Acaulospora colombiana, 821 nucleotides long. NCBI's taxonomy places the organism in Eukaryota, Fungi, Glomeromycota, Glomeromycetes, Diversisporales, Acaulosporaceae. The record is from the annotation of a GenBank genome assembly.